ACAUCUCUAGUAGUCCUACAACAAAAAGCAGCCACGCGCGUAUAUUUUUGCAUUUUUUGCAUUAAAUACGAUUAUUUUUGUAACAAAAUCAUUGUUUAUUGAAAAUGGCCCAUCUGGUGAAAAUGGAAAAUGGUCAAAGCCAAACUAUACAGGAAAUGUUGGGCUGUAUUGAGCGCUACAAUCCGGACCAUUUGAAGACAUUGGAAUCGUACGUGCAGGACCAGGCUAAGAACAACAGCUAUGACUUGGAGGCCAAUCUGGCUGUGCUGAAGCUAUAUCAGUUCAAUCCUCACAUGCUGAACUUUGACAUUACCUACACAAUCCUGUUGAAGUGUCUGACAAACUUGCCGCAUACGGACUUCGUGAUGGCCAAGUGCUUGUUGCUGCCACAACAGAUGAAGGAUGAGAAUAUACAGACCAUUAUUGAUCUGGCUGAUAUACUGGAGCGUGCCGACUUUACACUGUUCUGGCAACGCGCUGAAGUGAACCGCACUAUGUUCCGCCACAUCACUGGAUUCCACGAUUCCAUCCGCAAGUUUGUGUCGCAUGUGGUGGGCACAACUUUCCAGACAAUCAAGAAGGAUCUGUUGAAGGAGCUGCUGGGCGGCAUUGAGGACUCCACGUUGGAGAGCUGGAUCAAGCGCAACGGCUGGAAGCAUCAGGGUCAGGAUCUGGUGGUUGUAGCCACUCAGGAUGACAAAAUUAAAACUAAGAAUAUUACGGAGAAGAUUGAAUUCGAGAAUGUGGGUGCACUGAUGGCGCAAUGUAUCUAAGCUCUAGAGAGAACAAAAAAAAUAUAUAAAACUAACUAA
Molecule: messenger RNA, 812 nt
Organism: Drosophila busckii
Lineage: Eukaryota; Metazoa; Arthropoda; Insecta; Diptera; Drosophilidae
Gene: eIF3k
Product: eukaryotic translation initiation factor 3 subunit K
Exons: 2
Coding region: 105-773 (222 amino acids)
Biological process (GO): regulation of translational initiation
Cellular component (GO): cytoplasm; eukaryotic translation initiation factor 3 complex
Molecular function (GO): translation initiation factor activity; ribosome binding
Source: RefSeq, a predicted model, not a curated record